UCCCCUCCACAGAGAUUUCCCACAUACAGUUUCCUCUGUUUCUUUCACCACCUUGCUAGAGCUGGACUCAGCAUUGAAAAAAAAACCGACUUCGAAACAUGCGACCCUCGUUGCUCCUGCUUCCCACCUUGCCUGUUCUCAUGGCCUGCCUCACCAUCUUAAGCCCCGUCACCGCUGGCAGCGUGUUGACUCGACGAACUGGUGACUUCGAGGUUGGCGUUGCUUACGGUGAUUGCGAUGGGCCAUGGAUAGCAAAACUUACUCCGGGAACCCCCACUCAGUCAAGACUUGUUCUAGUCGGACAGUGCUACGCCGCCCUGGACAUCACCUCCAUGCCGGGGUUCUCUCACCCUAGUGAAGUGGCAAAUUCAGGAUAUGCCGACGAAUUCUGUAUUGUUUUCAUCAAACCCUUGCCUGACGUCUGCAGACUUGUUGUAUAUACAUUGUUCGAUGGAGAUAUCGGCAGCCCUAGGGGUGGCUUUGUGUCAGGACCAAUAGAAGCUGGAGAACAGCGACUCGAAUCUCACCUCAGGAAGCUGGAGGUCCAUUGUGACGAGAAAAAAACUGGGGAAAAACGGGUUUCCGGGGGGUCAGCGCAGCAGAAGGGACCUGGAAAUCCAAAUCGUAAGAAGCAGCGUCUUGAUGGACGAUCACGGAAAUGGCAAUAGGUUUCGUUGACGAAUCGAUGCACAAUUGUUCCUUUGUAGUUGCGAGCCCCCAGAUUGACAAAGCAUUGUGAUGUUUCUUUGUUUUGAUAUACGAAGUUUAAACCUCGGCCAUUUUGAAUAGUUUUAUCAAACGUUUCUCUGCUGGGAGGGCCAAUAUUCAAUUAUUGCGACGCAACCGGGACAAACCCUUGAUCAUCUAAAUUAGCCGGAGUGCUCCUCCCCCACUUGAGAGCCUUUUUAGAAUUAAAGCUGACUGGAAUUUUUGGCACGUGAAAUCCUCGCACUUUCCGUUACACCCAUGUCUUCAGUAUGUUAUAGUUCUCGCUGCAAUCACCUUGAGUGAACCUGAGUUUCAGCACUGCAGACACAACAAUUUCGAACCGAAAGGGACACCUUUGGUGAACUACAAGUUCCAAGCGACAGAUAUUGGGGUGCACAAACUCAACGGU
Molecule: messenger RNA, 1117 nt
Organism: Lentinula edodes (shiitake mushroom)
Lineage: Eukaryota; Fungi; Basidiomycota; Agaricomycetes; Agaricales; Omphalotaceae
Exons: 1
Coding region: 99-668 (189 amino acids)
Source: RefSeq, a predicted model, not a curated record